Diuraphis noxia (Russian wheat aphid) is the source of this 843-nucleotide messenger RNA. Its product is annotated as liprin-beta-2-like. The record is from RefSeq and is a predicted model, not a curated record. Gene Ontology annotation, biological process: neuromuscular junction development. Gene Ontology annotation, molecular function: protein binding. Gene Ontology annotation, cellular component: presynaptic active zone. NCBI's taxonomy places the organism in Eukaryota, Metazoa, Arthropoda, Insecta, Hemiptera, Aphididae.
AUGCAUUUUCUUAUUAAAUUUACAUUACAUUGGUUACAUAGAAAAAAGCUAAUUUUAUCCAUUCAAUUUGAAAAAGAUCCAAAUAAAUUAUUUGACGAAGAUAAAUAUUUAGCCAAAGCAAGGUAUUUAAAUACAUCUUGGGUACUACAAUGGUUAGAUGACAUAGGUCUUCCUCAGUAUAAAGAACCAUUUUCUCAGGCAGCUAUAAAUGGUACCCUUUUACACAGACUCACCAAAGAUGAUUUUCUAAUGAUGCAAUUCGGAAAUUCAGAUUUACAUUUCUCUAGUCUCCGAUAUGGAAUUAAAGUGUUGAGGAAGAAUAAUUUUGAUCCUGAAUGUCUAAUUCGUCGUUCUAAUACUAACAAAAAUGAUGAUGAUUGUAAUUUAUCACUAUGGACAACACAUAGAGUAAUGGAAUGGCUUUGUAGUGUCAAUUUGGCUGAAUAUGCAUCUAAUUUAAGGGGCUCUGGUGUUCACGGUGGAUUAAUAGUGUAUGAUGACAGAUUUACUUCUGAGCUUCUAGCUGACAUUUUAUUCAUACAACAGAGCAAAACAUUACUAAGACGUCAUUUAAGCAUACAGUUCAGUCAGUUAAUUGGAAAAGAUUUAAAUCAAACAAAAAGAGAUUAUCAGUKCAAACCAAAAUAUAGACCUUUAACAAUAUCAUCUAAGACUAAAAUUCAGAAAAAAUCACAAUUUUCAUUAAAGAGGAAAAAACAUAACAAUGAACUGAGUAUUGGUGAUCUGAUUUGUCCUAUUGACGAUUAAAAUUAGAAGUUUUAUUUUUACGUAGUUAAACCAAAGUUAAAAUACAUUUAGUACAUGACAAAAAAAAGACUUAUC